This is a messenger RNA of Eublepharis macularius, 3785 nucleotides long. RefSeq names its product frizzled class receptor 1 (gene FZD1). The transcript has a single exon. Gene Ontology annotation, cellular component: plasma membrane. Bases 304 to 2118 code for a protein of 604 amino acids. NCBI's taxonomy places the organism in Eukaryota, Metazoa, Chordata, Lepidosauria, Squamata, Eublepharidae. Gene Ontology annotation, molecular function: Wnt-protein binding; Wnt receptor activity. Gene Ontology annotation, biological process: canonical Wnt signaling pathway; non-canonical Wnt signaling pathway. The record is from RefSeq and is a predicted model, not a curated record.
GCUUGAGGGAUUGCCACAAAUGGUCAGGCGGCGGCGGUGGCGGAGGGAGAAGAAAAGGCGGCUGCGGCGGCAGGAGUAGCGUCGAGAGCAGCCGGAGCUGCCGUGCGCUCUUGCGUGGCUGGCGGCGGAGUGGAGGAUCGUGCCGGGGUGGCCCCUUCCCGUCUGCCGCGCCGCCGCCGCCGCCUCCCCUUCAUGAGUCUCAAGUUUGAGCUGGCCGGGGAAGGCGAAGGCAAGGAGCAGCAGCCUGGCUCGUGAGGCGCAGCCGGCGGCGGCGAGAGGAGCAGCGGCAGGAGGCGGCCAAGUAUGGCUGAGAAGUGGGCUGUGCAAGUUUGCGGCGGGGCGGCAGCGGCGACCAGGGCGGGCGGCCGAGCCGGCGGGCCCCCACGGCGGCUGCUCCUGGCGCUGCGGCUGGCGGUGCUGCUGCUGCUUUGGGCGGAGGCGCCGGUGCUUCCCGUGCGGGGCCAGGCGCAGCAGCCGCAGCCGCAGCAGUACAACGGCGAGCGGGGCAUCUCGGUGCCGGACCACGGCUACUGCCAGCCCAUCACCAUCCCGCUGUGCACGGACAUCGCCUACAACCAGACCAUCAUGCCCAACCUGCUGGGCCACACCAACCAGGAGGACGCCGGCCUGGAGGUGCACCAGUUCUACCCGCUGGUCAAGGUGCAGUGCUCGGCCGAGCUCAAGUUCUUCCUGUGCUCCAUGUACGCGCCCGUCUGCACCGUGCUGGAGCAGGCGCUGCCGCCCUGCCGCUCCCUCUGCGAGCGGGCGCGCCAGGGCUGCGAGGCGCUCAUGAACAAGUUCGGCUUCCAGUGGCCCGACACGCUGCGCUGCGAGAAGUUCCCCGUGCACGGCGCCGGCGAGCUCUGCGUGGGCCAGAACACCUCCGAGCGCGGCACGCCCUCGCCCUCGCCCGGGCCCGAGCUCUGGACCAGCAACCCGCAGCUGCGGGCCGGGGGCGGCGGGGCGGCGGGCGGAGGGGCCGGGGGCCCCCUAGCGGACAGGGCCGGCCGCUUCACCUGCCCGCGGGGCCUCAAGGUGCCGGCCUACCUCAACUACCGCUUCCUGGGCGAGAAGGACUGCGGGGCCCCCUGCGAGCCCGGCCGCCCUUACGGGCUCAUGUACUUCGGGCCGGAGGAGCUGCGCUUCUCGCGCACCUGGAUCGGCAUCUGGUCGGUGCUGUGCUGCGCCUCCACCCUCUUCACGGUGCUGACCUACCUGGUGGACAUGAAGCGCUUCAGCUACCCGGAGAGGCCCAUCAUCUUCCUCUCGGGCUGCUACACCGCUGUGGCCGUAGCCUACAUCGCUGGCUUCCUGCUGGAGGAGAAGGUGGUCUGCAACGAGCGCUUCUCCGAGGACGGCUCGCGCACUGUGGCCCAGGGCACCAAGCGGGAAGGCUGCACCAUCCUCUUCAUGAUGCUCUAUUUCUUUGGCAUGGCCAGCUCCAUCUGGUGGGUCAUCCUCUCCCUCACCUGGUUCCUGGCUGCCGGCAUGAAGUGGGGCCACGAGGCCAUUGAAGCCAACUCCCAGUACUUCCACCUGGCUGCUUGGGCUGUGCCGGCUAUCAAAACCAUCACCAUCUUGGCCUUGGGGCAGGUGGACGGGGAUGUGCUCAGUGGCGUCUGCUUUGUGGGCAUCAACAACGUGGACGCCUUGCGGGGCUUUGUGUUGGCUCCUUUAUUCGUUUACUUGUUCAUUGGCACCUCCUUCCUGCUGGCUGGAUUUGUGUCCCUCUUCCGAAUCAGGACCAUCAUGAAGCAUGACGGUACCAAGACAGAGAAGCUGGAGAAGCUGAUGGUGAGGAUUGGGAUCUUCAGCGUCCUUUACACAGUACCUGCCACCAUUGUAAUUGCCUGCUAUUUUUACGAGCAAGCUUUCAGGGAACAGUGGGAAAAGAGUUGGUUUGCCCAGAGCUGCAAAAGCUAUGCCAUCCUGUGUCCUAACCACCACCACCAUUCUCCCAUGAGUCCAGACUUCACCGUCUUCAUGAUCAAAUAUCUCAUGACCUUAAUUGUAGGCAUAACUUCCGGCUUCUGGAUUUGGUCUGGGAAGACGCUCAAUUCUUGGAGAAAGUUUUACACCAGACUCACCAACAGUAAGCAAGGGGAAACGACUGUGUGAAAUUCACACACCCAAUUAAGGCGAGCAGGCAAAUGGCCCCUGCUAUGUCUGCCCAUUGUCCCAGCCAGAGAGGGAAGAUCCUCACACAACCAUUCCUUCGACUCUCCCUCCCUCCCUCUCCCCAACCUUCUCAGCCUAAAAGGAUCUGAAAGGAAAGACGCUGGUGGGAAGGACACACCUUUUUCUCCCUUUCUUCAGCUGGGACUAAACUUACUAUAAAGUUGGGGAUUUACCUUUGAGAGUGUUGUAAAUAGGCUCUGUAAGAUUUUGUAAGUAUAUUUGUAUUUAAAUUGCAACGUUCUCACUUUCGUAAUUAUUUUGAAGUUUUUAACCCAUUUGCAGACUUUUUUUAAAAAAAGAAAGGAAAACAGAUAGUUUUUUUUUAAGCAUGAGAUGAAAACAUAGGAACCAAAACAGUCCUCUUUUCUCCCCUGCCCACUUGUUGCUUUUCAAAUCGAAUCAAGACUGACUUGUUUCAUAAGUGGUUGUAAUACCCAAAUCAUUUGCAUGAUAUCCCAAAUGAUCUUUGGGAAGUUGCAGGCACUUGAUCUCUGCUCCAUAACAAAUACAGGCAAGGAGUGGAAGAGGCUAACCCUUCUCAUUCUCUGUAUGGCCUGGAGAAAUAAAGGAAGAAGCAGUUUUACCUGUUCUAGCUCCUCUGUGGGAGGGGCCGGGGAUGGGGGGGUGACUUAUGUUAGUCAGUUGGGUUCCUGUUACUUGCCUAAGACAUUUUUCAGUAAGCAAACUUAAGUGAGAAACAGCCUCCCAAGCUCUAACAAAAGGUGUGACCUGUUUUAAAAUGCAUGAAAUUGAAAGGCUGUGAAUGAAAGCUUCUUUGCAGCUGCAGCCAUACUGCAUGUCUGAUAGUUCUAAGAACUGUCAUAGAAACCCAACUCUUUUAACUUUGUGUACAAGCCAAGGAGAAGCAGUUCUUCUCUUCUGCAGAAAUCAAACCAUUUGGUUCUCAUUUUUGCUCUGUGGCUGGAUGGAAAGGAAGCUUUUCUGUGUUCAGUGUGAUUUGGCGGUCUGUUUCUUAACAGUUUUUUGUUAAUAACCGUUUUGCUGGAGGAGAGCUACCAGGGACCGCUGCAUUGGUUUUGGAGACAAGCUCAGCAUGGCUAAGAAUAAAGGGAGAAAUCAAAAGUUCUCUGCUCCUUGGUUUAUUCAGAGUAUUUGUAACAUUAACAUUUCAUUUCUAGAAAUCUUUAUGAGCUGGUGAAGCUUAAUUCCUUCCUGUUAAUAGUGAUUGAAAAGCAUAAUAAUUUAUGGCACCAGCAAAAAAGAAAUAUAAACUGAAUGAGUGGGUGCGAGACCCAAAGAAUCUACAAGCUUGACAUUUCAGAAUACUAAUUUAUAUGUAAAGCUAAGAGAGCCCAAAUGUGAUUGGACUGCUCUUUCUCUCUCUGAACUGUUACGGCUAUUUCCUUAACAGGUUUAUAAAGAUGCGUCAAAUUUAACUGGCAAACACAUUUUAAUAUUUAGUCCUUUGUAUGGCAAAACAGACUUGCUGCUUUUCUGAUUGUACUGUUACAAACUUUUUAUAUAAGCACCUGUCAUAAAUAUUAUCUAUGGCUUACCAUACCCUAGAAUGCAUAACAAUGUGAAUUUGAUAUGCGUUUCUUUCUGUUCACUAUCAAAAUCAUUUAUAUUUAUAGAGGAAUAGAAAG